Mizuhopecten yessoensis (Yesso scallop) is the source of this 1836-nucleotide messenger RNA. Its product is annotated as probable palmitoyltransferase ZDHHC24. The coding region runs from base 229 to 1056 and encodes 275 amino acids. Gene Ontology annotation, molecular function: palmitoyltransferase activity. The record is from RefSeq and is a predicted model, not a curated record. Lineage: Eukaryota; Metazoa; Mollusca; Bivalvia; Pectinida; Pectinidae. The transcript has a single exon.
GCAACAUUUUUACAAGUAGGCACAUGCACACCUAAGGCAGUGUAAACAAACCGGUGAAAGUGUUUGUGUGUGAGUGUGAACUUGUCCCGAAGGGAUUAUGUAUUAGUCAAUUGAUUUGGACAUUGCGGCACUGUUAUCGGGCCUCACUUAUUAACGGGUGUAGAAUCGGAACGUACGAGGAACGGGUAUAGAAGGGGUCGAUAACGACGGGAAGCACAGUAAUAUAACAUGGCAUUGAAUUCGAAGGACUUUACCGGUACACAUUUUGAUCGCAUUGCCUUCAAUAUUUUCCUGUUCGGUGGGAUUUUUCUCUUAUGGUACGAGGCCUGCUUUGUUCUACCUUCCUAUGAUCCGAACACUGUCCAGUACGUGUGGUUUCACUACUUAGUGGCCGGAUGGCUGGCCUUCAGUAUCUACGGAAACAUGUACAAGCUCAAGACCACAGAUACCGUACACAAGAGACGCGGAGAGGACGGCGUGGUUGCGAACAAACCUCGUGGAUGGAAGUACUGUCGUACGUGUGUUAUGGACACGCCUGCCCGGUCACACCACUGUAAAGUUUGUAACGUGUGUAUACUGAAGAGGGACCACCACUGCUGGUUUGCGGCUUGCUGUAUCGGCUACCAUAAUCACCGUUAUUACGUUGUCAUGGUAACAUAUAUGGUUAUAGCCGGUUUGUAUUGUAAUUCAUUUAACUGCGAUUUCGUCACUUCCGUUACGGGCGGAUUCAGUGUGAUGAACGUAGUGUGGUUCCUGGGGCCACAUGUGGGCUGGGUGUUCGGAUUCUUGGACGGAUAUCAAUUCCUCAUCUACUUGCUCAGCUCAGCUGGAAUAAUAAUGACAGUUUUGUUUACAUGGCUUUUGGUGAUACAAAUAAUACAGAUAAAGAGCGGACAGACCAAGUAUGAGAGGACCAUGGAAAUACACAAUUACAAUAUUAAACGACAAUGGAAUAUACAGGAAGUCUUCGGGGAGAAAUCAUUUCUUGUGUUUCUGUCACCAUUUUUGAACUCUGCUCUACCUGGAGAUGGCAUUGUGUUUAGUGCCGCAGAUUAAUUAUAAAACCGGUCUUCGUGGUAUUGUGUAGACGUUACUCACGGAUUUAUAAUGUAAUCAUAGAUGAUUUGGGGGGAAAAGGCUGGUGUGUGAGACGUGCUUCAUAGAACUAGUGGCAGUAGUAUACAGUCUAUACAAAUGUACUUGACUGUGUUUCCUGAUGUUUGCAUUGUAUUUAGUGUCGCUGAUAAACAGUAAAUCCUGUCUUCGUCAAAUUAAGCUCACAACCUUUAUGUUUUGAAAAGAUUAUAGAUAUUCUAAAAACAAUGACGUUUGCAAUAUUCAUGUUUUUCUUAGAAUGAUCUCGUAGUCGAUGCUGUAUGCUGUUUUAUCUGUCGAUGGUAUGAUAUUUAGUGCCACGGAUUGACAAUAGAAAUUGCGCCUUAUUAAAUAAUGGCGAAUUUGAUGAAUGCUUAAUACCACUUUAAUAAAAAUAUUAAAAAAACUAACCUUAUUUGUUUUCAAUUCUAAUCUAUGUAUUUCGUAAAUUGACCUAGUAUAGAUUGUAUGUAUUGCUUGAGGCUACAUACAUGUACAUGUAACUCGCACAACCAAAUCAGACAGUCGGCAUAUGUAGCUCUUAUGAUAAGUUAAAUCCGUAAACUUACAGUGCCUCUGAGGAAUUUAAAUGGGCAACUGGUGAUCGAUUUUUGAAUGAAAAAAUCGAGGUUAUUUAACUUUUUACACUGUAUAAUUUAAGUGUAUUCGUCUAUGGCUUUGCAGUGGUAAAUGCAUGUAAUAAGGGGAUGUUUCUGUUAGAAAUCAUGGGAUUUGUUUGUA